UUUUUAUUUUGCAUAGAUAUAAUAAAUGCUUGUACUAAGCAGUCCCAAUCUUUGACCUUCCUUUGAUAUUCGUAUCACCAUUCUCUUUACUUAUUUAAUUCUUUUUAAUUUGUUUUUACCUUCAAAAAACACUAAAAAGUGCCGAUACGAUAAUCAUCCGCAAAUGACUUCGUACUCGAUGAAAAUGGACCCCAGCGCGUGCGGUAUCUGGGGGGGGAAAGAGGCGUGGAAAUAUUAAAAAAAAAAACAGCAAACAACACCUUCCUUCAUCUGAUGGAUUUAUUUCAAGAUAAACCAUUAUCGAUUCAAGACAAUCCGAGACCACUUACUGCAAAUCAGAAUGUUCAUGACUCAUUGAACGUUCCAUCAUCGACUCAAGCUGAUCCAGAACCCCUAAAUGACUCAUCCCUUCAAGCAAGAAAACGUAGUUCAGAAAAGACACUCCGACCUCCGACCGCGAAAGACAGGGUUGCACUCACACACUUGCAACUUUUUGUAUAUGAACACAAAGUCGAAGGAGAAAUCGUGGUGAAAAAACCAAUACAUAUAAAAUCAGCUCCGCGGUGAUUCUAAUUUACAUACUAAUUUGAGCCGCCUUCGGACCAGUUUCUGCCUCGAAGUCGGACUCAGCUCCGCCUGAGGCGGAGCGGAUUCGGACCGAGGUCAGACUUGUUUGCUUCCCUUUAAGCAAAAAAGUUGUAAGUUUGUGAGUGCAACUCGCGUUUUGAGAUCGGAGUGUCUUUGCUGAGCUCCGUUUUCUUACUUGAAGGGUGGGAGAGACGUACGAAAGUGUCCCGUCUUGGUAUAGUUUGUCGAUGGAUAAAAUGAUAAAAGUUAGGACAGUAUUUAUUUUGCUUGAUUGAUGUAAAUUAAUAUUAAGAUUUUAAAACAACUACUCUGCUAGCGAGUAAACAUUUGCAAUAAAUAUUUUUUCCGUUUAAUUAUUGUAUUUGAAAAGAAUAAAAUCAAAAUAUUUAGAAACAAAUUGAUGAAAUGUUAAGAAUUAGACUUAAACGAGUUCAUGCCAGAAAGGAGUGGACUUGUUGUUUUGGAUUACAUGUUCAUACCGUCACAAUACUCAUUGGUCUAUGGCACCUGGUGAGGUUAUUUUAUCAAUUUUUAAACUUAUAUACUAUACAAAAUUGAAUACAUUUUUAUUCAUUAAAUGACCACUUCCUUAAUAAGUAGGGCCAUAUUGUGACUCGCGAGUCGAACGGUCGACUCAAGUUCAACGAUCAUGCCGUGGUAUUACGAUGAGAAACUUGGACGUUCUCCUCUUUUUGCAGCCAAAAUAAAGUAAAUGAUAGCCGUAAGCCGUGUUUUAAUGUUCUUGUUUAUUUUUACACUAAUCUGUAAACAAUGUGUUAAUUCACGCGACCAUCAGAGGCGUACGUUGAGUUGCCGAGGCCCCGAGACAAUAUUAAUUUUAAGGGGCCAUUUCGAUAUCGACAUUUUUUUAAAAAGGAUAUGUAUACGCCUUUCUCUUUUUUUGGGGCCCAGAAGUAUUAUUUGUUGGUCGCUUAGAUUACACUGGUCAACAAAAUUAAACUUUUUUUUUUGUCACAAGAACCAAGAUAUACUUUUCUAGAGGUUUUUGAUGUGCUGAACUCUAAUCUGUCAGAAAAAUUUGAUUGGCCUCCGUUUUUGAGAUAUUACCGUUUUAAAAUGCUAAAAAACGUCAUUUUGGCUGUUUUCGAGCUUCUGUUUUUAUGUGGGGUAAUUUAUUACAAGCAAAUUUUUUUAACAACCGUUAUAAACAAAAACUUUUUUUGCAUUUAAUAUCGGAAAUAUUUCAAGAACAGAGGCCAAUAGAUUUUUUCUGAUUCCGGAUUCGAGUUCAGCAACCCAAAAACCUCUAGAAAAGUAUAUUUUGGUUCUUGUGAUAAAAAAAGUUUAAUUUGGUUGGCCAGUGCUGUUUCUGAGUCAAAGACCACUCCUUAAAUUUUAAAUAUUUCGGGCAGUAAUAGAGAUAUCGGAAAGAUUAAAACAUUUUUGGUUCUUAUAGGCACAGUUACAAUUUUUUUCAUAAUGAACUACCCCACAUAAAAACAUAACCUCGAAAACAGCCAAAAUUACGUUUUUCGGCAUUUUCUAACGGUAAUAUUUCAAAAACGGAGGCCAAUAAAAAUUUUCUGACUUCAGAUUCGAGUUCAGCACAUCAAAAACAUAUAGAAAAGUAUAUUUUGGUUCUUGUGGCAAAAACCUUGUUGACCAGUGUUACUUUCGUGUUAUUUUUUUUUUGAUUUAAGGUCGAGUUCUUAAUUUAAAAUUUUUUUCACAUUCAAGUGCUUGGCAGACCGUUUUUGCCACGGCUGACUAGACUUUUUUUUUGCAGUAACAUGCCUGGGGAUGUCCUUAAACAUAUUUCAUAUGAGUGAAUACUAAGCAAUGACCUGCAAUAGUUUGUAAUUUUUUACACCUUCAUGACAAUUUUUUUACAUGUUCGCCACAUAUACGGCCGCGGUUUUUUAUAUAACUCGGUGAAGACUAUAAAUUGGUAUGACUCUGAAUACUAAGCAAUUACCUGCAAACUUUAUUUCGCUGGACACAACCAAAAAAGUAAAAAAACUAAAAAAAUUGAUUUUUUUUGAUUUUUUUUUGUUUGUUUUGACUGUUUUGGUAAGGAAAUUUUUUUUAUCAAUUUUUAAAAAACAUUAUUAUUAUAGGAAAUUUAAUUCUCUACAAAAUUUAUUAAGAACAAUAUCUCAAAAUUAUGCUUUGUUUACGAGAUAUAUUGAAAAAACCAAAAAGGGGGCUUUUGCACCCCUUUCUCCAGUUCGAACCCUCUCAUUUAAUAGAACUCCGCGGUUUUAUCUUUUUUAUAACCCAUUGAACGAUUCCUGCAAUAAAAAACGUGAACAUCUUACUUCCUUUCUGAAAGACAUAAUUAAUAGUCGUAAUUUUGGCGUUGGUGAAAAAAUAGAAGGUUUGGUAAUUUUCAGUUUUCUCAAAAAGUAAAAGAGAUUUUGACUUCUAGUUUUCGGUGUUUGACUCAAAAUAUACAAAAGAAAUUAAAAUAAAAAAAAAAUAAUACUUUAUUGGGUAUAUUUUUUGAACUGUUUGAACUUUUUUUGAAUUUUUUUUCAAAAUUUUGUGUUUGAAAAUUUUUUUUUCAAAAACUAUUGACCAAAAAAAAUGUAUUUAAAAAUCAGCAAGUAGUUUGAGUUUUAAUCUUUAAAAAAAGCUAUCGUUUAUUUUCGUAGGAUUUUCUGUUGUCCUAAAAUAAUUUUUUUUUGAUUUAAGGUCGAUUUCCAAAUUUUAAUUUUUUUUCACCUUCAUGACAAAUUUUACACAUGUUCGCCACGUAUACGGCCAGGCAGACCAGCGGUUUCUUAUAUAAGUCGGUGAAGACUAUAAAUUGGUAUGACUCUGAAUACUAAGCAAUUACCUGCAAACUUUAGGUCGCUGGCUCUCGGUCUAUAAUAUUUUUUCUACUUUAUUUAUAAUAACAGUUUUCUUCUCUGCAUUGUCUCCAGUCAGGGCCCUAGCGUCAGUUGGGGCCCCAAGGCACCGCCCCGCUUGGCCCAAUGGUGUGCACGCUUAUGGCGACCAUUAUUGAGAUGCUUGUGAGUUCCGUUCAGAGCUCUGGACGUUAGAAAAAUUGAUUCUAUUUGAUUAGAAUUGAUGGUAUUUAUAUAUAAAUAAAAACAAAAAUCGUAUUAAGAAAAUAUGUUUCAUUUUGUUGAUAAAUUUGUCUGUUUUGUGGUACCUAAAAAUUAAAUUCAACUUAGGUUUUUGGGUUUUAAACACAUAAGACAUAUAUAUUUUGUUCUUUAGAUACAGUAGAACGUAUUUAUGUCCAACAAAAAUACAUCGCGAAAACAUCGAUGUAUCGAAGAUAGAACCGAUGUUUUUUUAACAUCGAUGUUGUAAAUAAAACAUCGAUGUAUUCAAACUCGAUGUUUUUUUAACGAUGUUGCAUCCCUAACUGAAAAACGAAGGCACCCUUCAAGCAAGAAAACUGAGUUCAACAAAGAAACUCCGACCUCAGACCGCGAAAAUCGGGCUUGCACUCACACACUUGCAACUUUUUGUGUAUGAACACAAAGUCUAAGAGAAUCGUGGUGAAAACUGAGAAAAAGAAAAAAAAAGUAGACAGACAUAGCCAACAACAGCAAAAGCGUCAUUUUGUUAUUUUUUGUUGAAGUGUUUGGUCGCGUCGUGUCUCGUGUCGUUGUUUGUAUAAUGUUAGUUUAUUAAUUAUAAACAAUUUUAUUAAAUUAUAAACAAUAUGGAAAAAAACUCCUAGUCUGUAUGAUUAUAAGAUAUCUCAUCACACUUUACUCCGUGUGCAUAGCUUUAAAGACUUUGGUGUUAACUUUAACUCCAAUCUCGAUUUCACAGAGCACAUAAACCUGAUUGUAAACAAGGCCAAUUCUAUGUUAGGUUUUGUCAAGCGUUGGUCGAAAGAGUUUAGGGACCCUUACGUUACAUUAGCUCUUUACAACUGCUUAGUUCGCCCCCACUUAGAAUACGCAUCUCAAGUUUGGACACCUUUUUACAGCAUCCAUAUAGAAAGAAUAGAAUCAGUCCAACGUAAUUUUAUUCGUUUUGCCUUAAAAGGCUUACCAUGGACGGACCCUUUUAACCUUCCUUCCUAUGAGCAUCGAAUCAACCUACUGCAGAUCCAAACCCUGUCUCAAAGGAGAGUAAAUAACGACCUUGUAUUUAUUCAUCAACUUAUAACGGGUGUAAUUGAUGGCCCGGAUCUGCUUAAUUCUAUUAAUUUUAACUACCGGAGAGGUGCUUAUAACUUUCGUAGCUUAGAUUUAAUAAAAUUACCCCAACACCGUACUAAUUAUGGUAUGCAUGAGCCCUUAACUCGCAUGUGUAAGCUUGUAAAUUUGAAUACUAAUCUGUUUGAUUUUAAUAUUAAUAAAACUAGUCUGAAAAAAAUACUAAAAACCAGUGUACCACGCUCAUAAACUUUUUUUGUAUUUAUGUUUAAUGUUUACUGAUUCUUUUCUCAUUUAAUGUCUAUAUCUAUAUACCUAAUUUUAUGUACAUAUGUAUACUGAGUUAUUUUUUUCUCAACACUCUUGACUAUUAAAACAUUUUUGUUUUAAAAUUUUGACACUUUCUGAAAAUUAAACAUGAAAUAUUAAAUUUAUUUUUUUUUUGUUAACUUAAAAUUUUUUUUUAUUUUGUAUAGAUAUAAUAAAUGCUUGUACUAAGCAGUCCCAAUCUUUGACCUUCCUUUGAUAUUCGUAUCACCAUUCUCUUUACUUAUUUAAUUCUUUUUAAUUUGUUUUUACCUUCAAAAAACACUAAAAAGUGCCGAUACGAUAAUCAUCCGCAAAUGACUUCGUACUCGAUGAAAAUGGACCCCAGCGCGUGCGGUAUCUGGGGGGGGAAAGAGGCGUGGAAAUAUUAAAAAAAAAACCAGCAAACAACACCUUCCUUCAUCUGAUGGAUUUAUUUCAAGAUAAACCAUUAUCGAUUCAAGACAAUCCGAGACCACUUACUGAAAAUCAGAAUGUUCAUGACUCAUUGAACGUUCCAUCAUCGACUCAAGCUGAUCCAGAACCCCUAAAUGACUCAUCCCUUCAAGCAAGAAAACGUAGUUCAGAAAAGACACUCCGACCUCCGACCGCGAAAGACAGGGUUGCACUCACACACUUGCAACUUUUUGUAUAUGAACACAAAGUCGAAGGAGAAAUCGUGGUGAAAAAACCAAUACAUAUAAAAUCAGCUCCGCGGUGAUUCUAAUUUACAUACUAAUUUGAGCCGCCUUCGGACCAGUUUCUGCCUCGAAGUCGGACUCAGCUCCGCCUGAGGCGGAGCGGAUUCGGACCGAGGUCAGACUUGUUUGCUUCCCUUUAAGCAAAAAAGUUGUAAGUUUGUGAGUGCAACUCGCGUUUUGAGAUCGGAGUGUCUUUGCUGAGCUCCGUUUUCUUGCUUGAAGGGUGGGAGAGACGUACGAAAGUGUCCCGUCUUGGUAUAGUUUGUCGAUGGAUAAAAUGAUAAAAGUUAGGACAGUAUUUAUUUUGCUUGAUUGAUGUAAAUUAAUAUUAAGAUUUUAAAACAACUACUCUGCUAGCGAGUAAACAUUUGCAAUAAAUAUUUUUUCCGUUUAAUUAUUGUAUUUGAAAAGAAUAAAAUCAAAAUAUUUAGAAACAAAUUGAUGAAAUGUUAAGAAUUAGACUUAAACGAGUUCAUGCCAGAAAGGAGUGGACUUGUUGUUUUGGAUUACAUGUUCAUACCGUCACAAUACUCAUUGGUCUAUGGCACCUGGUGAGGUUAUUUUAUCAAUUUUUAAACUUAUAUACUAUACGAAAUUGAAUACAUUUUUAUUCAUUAAAUGACCACUUCCUUAAUAAGUAGGGCCAUAUUGUGACUCGCGAGUCGAACGGUCGACUCAAGUUCAACGAUCAUGCCGUGGUAUUACGAUGAGAAACUUGGACGUUCUCCUCUUUUUGCAGCCAAAAUAAAGUAAAUGAUAGCCGUAAGCCGUGUUUUAAUGUUCUUGUUUAUUUUUACACUAAUCUGUAAACAAUGUGUUAAUUCACGCGACCAUCAGAGGCGUACGUUGAGUUGCCGAGGCCCCGAGACAAUAUUAAUUUUAAGGGGCCAUUUCGAUAUCGACAUUUUUUUAAAAAGGAUAUGUAUACGCCUUUCUCUUUUUUUGGGGCCCAGAAGUAUUAUUUGUUGGUCGCUUAGAUUACACUGGUCAACAAAAUUAAACUUUUUUUUUUUGUCACAAGAACCAAGAUAUACUUUUCUAGAGGUUUUUGAUGUGCUGAACUCUAAUCUGUCAGAAAAAUUUGAUUGGCCUCCGUUUUUGAGAUAUUACCGUUUUAAAAUGCUAAAAAACGUCAUUUUGGCUGUUUUCGAGCUUCUGUUUUUAUGUGGGGUAAUUUAUUACAAGCAAAUUUUUUUAACAACCGUUAUAAACAAAAACUUUUUUUGCAUUUAAUAUCGGAAAUAUUUCAAGAACAGAGGCCAAUAGAUUUUUUCUGAUUCCGGAUUCGAGUUCAGCAACCCAAAAACCUCUAGAAAAGUAUAUUUUGGUUCUUGUGAUAAAAAAAGUUUAAUUUGGUUGGCCAGUGCUGUUUCUGAGUCAAAGACCACUCCUUAAAUUUUAAAUAUUUCGGGCAGUAAUAGAGAUAUCGGAAAGAUUAAAACAUUUUUGGUUCUUAUAGGCACAGUUACAAUUUUUUUCAUAAUGAACUACCCCACAUAAAAACAUAACCUCGAAAACAGCCAAAAUUACGUUUUUCGGCAUUUUCUAACGGUAAUAUUUCAAAAACGGAGGCCAAUAAAAAUUUUCUGACUUCAGAUUCGAGUUCAGCACAUCAAAAACAUAUAGAAAAGUAUAUUUUGGUUCUUGUGGCAAAAACCUUGUUGACCAGUGUUACUUUCGUGUUAUUUUUUUUUUGAUUUAAGGUCGAGUUCUUAAUUUAAAAUUUUUUUCACAUUCAAGUGCUUGGCAGACCGUUUUUGCCACGGCUGACUAGACUUUUUUUUUGCAGUAACAUGCCUGGGGAUGUCCUUAAACAUAUUUCAUAUGAGUGAAUACUAAGCAAUGACCUGCAAUAGUUUGUAAUUUUUUACACCUUCAUGACAAUUUUUUUACAUGUUCGCCACAUAUACGGCCGCGGUUUUUUAUAUAACUCGGUGAAGACUAUAAAUUGGUAUGACUCUGAAUACUAAGCAAUUACCUGCAAACUUUAUUUCGCUGGACACAACCAAAAAAGUAAAAAAACUAAAAAAAUUGAUUUUUUUUGAUUUUUUUUUGUUUGUUUUGACUGUUUUGGUAAGGAAAUUUUUUUUAUCAAUUUUUAAAAAACAUUAUUAUUAUAGGAAAUUUAAUUCUCUACAAAAUUUAUUAAGAACAAUAUCUCAAAAUUAUGCUUUGUUUACGAGAUAUAUUGAAAAAACCAAAAAGGGGGCUUUUGCACCCCUUUCUCCAGUUCGAACCCUCUCAUUUAAUAGAACUCCGCGGUUUUAUCUUUUUUAUAACCCAUUGAACGAUUCCUGCAAUAAAAAACGUGAACAUCUUACUUCCUUUCUGAAAGACAUAAUUAAUAGUCGUAAUUUUGGCGUUGGUGAAAAAAUAGAAGGUUUGGUAAUUUUCAGUUUUCUCAAAAAGUAAAAGAGAUUUUGACUUCUAGUUUUCGGUGUUUGACUCAAAAUAUACAAAAGAAAUUAAAAUAAAAAAAAAAUAAUACUUUAUUGGGUAUAUUUUUUGAACUGUUUGAACUUUUUUUGAAUUUUUUUUCAAAAUUUUGUGUUUGAAAAUUUUUUUUUCAAAAACUAUUGACCAAAAAAAAUGUAUUUAAAAAUCAGCAAGUAGUUUGAGUUUUAAUCUUUAAAAAAAGCUAUCGUUUAUUUUCGUAGGAUUUUCUGUUGUCCUAAAAUAAUUUUUUUUUGAUUUAAGGUCGAUUUCCAAAUUUUAAUUUUUUUUCACCUUCAUGACAAAUUUUACACAUGUUCGCCACGUAUACGGCCAGGCAGACCAGCGGUUUCUUAUAUAAGUCGGUGAAGACUAUAAAUUGGUAUGACUCUGAAUACUAAGCAAUUACCUGCAAACUUUAGGUCGCUGGCUCUCGGUCUAUAAUAUUUUUUCUACUUUAUUUAUAAUAACAGUUUUCUUCUCUGCAUUGUCUCCAGUCAGGGCCCUAGCGUCAGUUGGGGCCCCAAGGCACCGCCCCGCUUGGCCCAAUGGUGUGCACGCUUAUGGCGACCAUUAUUGAGAUGCUUGUGAGUUCCGUUCAGAGCUCUGGACGUUAGAAAAAUUGAUUCUAUUUGAUUAGAAUUGAUGGUAUUUAUAUAUAAAUAAAAACAAAAAUCGUAUUAAGAAAAUAUGUUUCAUUUUGUUGAUAAAUUUGUCUGUUUUGUGGUACCUAAAAAUUAAAUUCAACUUAGGUUUUUGGGUUUUAAACACAUAAGACAUAUAUAUUUUGUUCUUUAGAUACAGUAGAACGUAUUUAUGUCCAACAAAAAUACAUCGCGAAAACAUCGAUGUAUCGAAGAUAGAACCGAUGUUUUUUUAACAUCGAUGUUGUAAAUAAAACAUCGAUGUAUUCAAACUCGAUGUUUUUUUAACGAUGUUGCAUCCCUAACUGAAAAACGAAGGCACCCUUCAAGCAAGAAAACUGAGUUCAACAAAGAAACUCCGACCUCAGACCGCGAAAAUCGGGCUUGCACUCACACACUUGCAACUUUUUGUGUAUGAACACAAAGUCUAAGAGAAUCGUGGUGAAAACUGAGAAAAAGAAAAAAAAAGUAGACAGACAUAGCCAACAACAGCAAAAGCGUCAUUUUGUUAUUUUUUGUUGAAGUGUUUGGUCGCGUCGUGUCUCGUGUCGUUGUUUGUAUAAUGUUAGUUUAUUAAUUAUAAACAAUUUUAUUAAAUUAUAAACAAUAUGGAAAAAAACUCCUAGUCUGUAUGAUUAUAAGAUAUCUCAUCACACUUUACUCCGUGUGCAUAGCUUUAAAGACUUUGGUGUUAACUUUAACUCCAAUCUCGAUUUCACAGAGCACAUAAACCUGAUUGUAAACAAGGCCAAUUCUAUGUUAGGUUUUGUCAAGCGUUGGUCGAAAGAGUUUAGGGACCCUUACGUUACAUUAGCUCUUUACAACUGCUUAGUUCGCCCCCACUUAGAAUACGCAUCUCAAGUUUGGACACCUUUUUACAGCAUCCAUAUAGAAAGAAUAGAAUCAGUCCAACGUAAUUUUAUUCGUUUUGCCUUAAAAGGCUUACCAUGGACGGACCCUUUUAACCUUCCUUCCUAUGAGCAUCGAAUCAACCUACUGCAGAUCCAAACCCUGUCUCAAAGGAGAGUAAAUAACGACCUUGUAUUUAUUCAUCAACUUAUAACGGGUGUAAUUGAUGGCCCGGAUCUGCUUAAUUCUAUUAAUUUUAACUACCGGAGAGGUGCUUAUAACUUUCGUAGCUUAGAUUUAAUAAAAUUACCCCAACACCGUACUAAUUAUGGUAUGCAUGAGCCCUUAACUCGCAUGUGUAAGCUUGUAAAUUUGAAUACUAAUCUGUUUGAUUUUAAUAUUAAUAAAACUAGUCUGAAAAAAAUACUAAAAACCAGUGUACCACGCUCAUAAACUUUUUUUGUAUUUAUGUUUAAUGUUUACUGAUUCUUUUCUCAUUUAAUGUCUAUAUCUAUAUACCUAAUUUUAUGUACAUAUGUAUACUGAGUUAUUUUUUUCUCAACACUCUUGACUAUUAAAACAUUUUUGUUUUAAAAUUUUGACACUUUCUGAAAAUUAAACAUGAAAUAUUAAAUUUAUUUUUUUUUUGUUAACUUAAAAUUUUUUUUUAUUUUGUAUAGAUAUAAUAAAUGCUUGUACUAAGCAGUCCCAAUCUUUGACCUUCCUUUGAUAUUCGUAUCACCAUUCUCUUUACUUAUUUAAUUCUUUUUAAUUUGUUUUUACCUUCAAAAAACACUAAAAAGUGCCGAUACGAUAAUCAUCCGCAAAUGACUUCGUACUCGAUGAAAAUGGACCCCAGCGCGUGCGGUAUCUGGGGGGGGAAAGAGGCGUGGAAAUAUUAAAAAAAAACCAGCAAACAACACCUUCCUUCAUCUGAUGGAUUUAUUUCAAGAUAAACCAUUAUCGAUUCAAGACAAUCCGAGACCACUUACUGAAAAUCAGAAUGUUCAUGACUCAUUGAACGUUCCAUCAUCGACUCAAGCUGAUCCAGAACCCCUAAAUGACUCAUCCCUUCAAGCAAGAAAACGUAGUUCAGAAAAGACACUCCGACCUCCGACCGCGAAAGACAGGGUUGCACUCACACACUUGCAACUUUUUGUAUAUGAACACAAAGUCGAAGGAGAAAUCGUGGUGAAAAAACCAAUACAUAUAAAAUCAGCUCCGCGGUGAUUCUAAUUUACAUACUAAUUUGAGCCGCCUUCGGACCAGUUUCUGCCUCGAAGUCGGACUCAGCUCCGCCUGAGGCGGAGCGGAUUCGGACCGAGGUCAGACUUGUUUGCUUCCCUUUAAGCAAAAAAGUUGUAAGUUUGUGAGUGCAACUCGCGUUUUGAGAUCGGAGUGUCUUUGCUGAGCUCCGUUUUCUUGCUUGAAGGGUGGGAGAGACGUACGAAAGUGUCCCGUCUUGGUAUAGUUUGUCGAUGGAUAAAAUGAUAAAAGUUAGGACAGUAUUUAUUUUGCUUGAUUGAUGUAAAUUAAUAUUAAGAUUUUAAAACAACUACUCUGCUAGCGAGUAAACAUUUGCAAUAAAUAUUUUUUCCGUUUAAUUAUUGUAUUUGAAAAGAAUAAAAUCAAAAUAUUUAGAAACAAAUUGAUGAAAUGUUAAGAAUUAGACUUAAACGAGUUCAUGCCAGAAAGGAGUGGACUUGUUGUUUUGGAUUACAUGUUCAUACCGUCACAAUACUCAUUGGUCUAUGGCACCUGUUUCUAAACUUUCUUGCUCUAAGCUUUUUGGCUGUAAUAUGGCACAAUCCGAAAAUGGUUGAAGAGCUUGAAAACAGUUAUGAUUAUUCUAUUGACUUGAACGCCCCAGCGUUGCCGACACCAUUAAGCAAGAUAGACUCCCCAUAUCCUUAUCGAGAUCACUCAUUAAAUUAUCAAAACUUUGAUAUGGGUGGUUUGGUUUGCCUGUGUAUGAUCACGAUAACAUUAAUGAUGAUAUACGGCACAUUAAAAAGUAAACCUUCCCAGAUAUUACCAUUCUUUUGCUUACAACUUUUCGAUUUCGCCAUAACAACCCUCACGGCAGCUGGCUAUUUAUGUUAUUUGCAAUCCGUACAUCGUCUUAUUGCUGAAAGCCACCGCCUUCCAUGGAGGGAGAAACUUUUGGAACUGUCGCCAAAUUCUCUUAUUUUGCUGGUUUUUGUAACUUUUGUUAGCAUUGUUUUUAUAAAAGCAUACGCAAUUGGAAUUGUAUGGCGUUGCUAUAAAUACUUGACUUUGAGACAACAUACUAUGGGAUCUUUAAUGCCAUGUGUUAUGCAUGAUGUAUCUGCCAAUAUGGAUGUCGGUGAAGCUGCUUACACAACUAUUUUGCCAAACUAUGAUGAGGCAAUCGCCCAGUAUAUUAAACAAGUACCACCACCCUCUUAUCAGGUAGCCAUAUCUAACAUUUACGAGAAUUUUACACAAAAUGAAAGCAAUAAUGCUGUUGGCACACCUGUCAAUGCAUGUAUUUCCAUUUCCCAACUAGAGCCACCCCCUUACAACGCAAAUUUGGUUGAUAAUUCAGAAGCUCUUUCAAUUUCUACUACCUGCAACAAUUUAAAUCAAGCAAUUUAAACAAUAGAAAAAUAGUAAUUGAGACAUUUUAUUAACAUUUAACUAGGGAAAACAGCAUAAGUCCACUAAAACCUAAAUAUAAAUUUGAUUCCAAAUAUAAGUUACUAAUAGCCACGUUUCAUUGGAUGAAGAAAACAAAUAGAAUUAGAAUAUUCAAAACAUUUAUUGCUAGAUCUACCCGUGUUCUUCCAAACAAGUAUAUCGGAAUUGCAUUGAUUCCGUUCAAAGUGCGUUCCCUUAAAAUCGCUUUAAAAGAAUUCAUGAGUCAAAAGGACCGGACCCAUAACCUUAAAAGGUGAAAAUAAUAUAUGGAGGUCUCAUAGCUGUACCGGACCAAAUAAAAAAAAUUAAAAAAAUCAAAUGUAGUACCAAAACUUGCGCAAGGUUUAACUCUAUUAAAAUCAGUCAUAAGUUUGGUCAAAAAGUGUUUCGUUUCAAAUUGUCAUUUUUUGUUCAAUGGUAGCGUAUUUACUUUAACUUCUAAAGGCCCCAACCCAUAGAAUCCGUUGCGUCCGUUCCGCCAAUCCAUCCGUUGAAGUUGAAGUUUGGGACAGAAAGGGGUGACCCAUAGGAUACUUCGUACGACGGCUUGCUUUUUGACAGCUCACUUUAAAUUCCGAGGUGUGUUCGAUAUUUUAUCGCUGAAUGUGCACUAAGGAAGCUCUGAUGCAAGAAAUUUUUAAUAACAGAUUAUCAUUUGUAGAUAUGACUUUGGCAUAGUAAAAUUGAACUCGACAACAGAAUUAUAGUAUUUAAUUGAUAUAAUUUAUUAGAUAUAUCAUUAAAUGUUACUUUUAUUACAUUUUCUUCACAAAUAAACUAUUAAAGUUCACAAUUCAUGAAAUCGGAGAAGAAAAGAACACAGUUCUUAGUUCUGAAAUUCCCCGGUGUGCACUUUAAAACAGAAAAUUGAACAGAUCUAUUGUUGACAACCAAUGUCAAAGCAUACGACGGAUGAAAAAGUAGAAAGUUGGGCAACUUCUUCCGUCGAAUACGUCCGUCUCCGUCCGAUCCGUCGCUUAUGGGUCGCUUCUCAUAAGAACGUGUGUAUUUUAUGGAGCUGUCAGUUGAAAACUUCGACGGAACGGACGCAACGGAUUCUAUGGGUUGGGCCCUUAAUUCACUUUUUGUGACUUGGUUCAAUUCAGCUCUUAGCCCUCCAUAUGUAAAACAGCAAUUUCAGUGGAGUGAAGGAGAAAUAUAUUAAGUUCAGAUGGUUUGCGUUGAAACGGCCAGUAAUUUUCAAAGGUUGGAAUGUCAUCAAUAAAUACUCAAUAAAUACUUGGAGAACUAUAAAAAGGGGACUCGCCGUUUUUCUAUUAGGCUCUUCAAUUUAUUAAUAUAAAUAUAUUGGUAUCAGGAAGUAUGUGUACUCCCAUUUCAUUCAUCGCUCUCCAAUUGCCUUCUGAAAAAUUUUUAAAACUUACCUUUUUUAGUGCUGUUUAAUGCUUAAUAAGUUAUAACCGAAGACGUAAUAAAAUAAUAACAACAUUUUAGUCCGUUGAGUAAAAUAUGGUUUCUUGUGAAGAAAAAAUAUAAAAUAUUUAAUAUUUAUUAAGAAAUAAAAAAAAAAAAAAAAAAAAUUGGGCACCGGUAGGGAUCGAACCUCGGUCUUCCCCGUGUGACGUGUGAGUCGAAUACUCAUCGAAAUAUCUGCACUUGUAUGGUUUUGGUGAUCACUUUAAAGCAGAAACACAAUCACGCUUUGCCGUCGAUUUUGAAAACUGCCAAAGUUUCAACCAUACGAAAUCUGUCUAACCUCUCACAAUGACGCUUUUUCUACGUUCGCUUUUUUUGACAAACGUAACAGGCCGCCUCCACAGUAGAAAUUUUUCUCUAACUCAAUCUACAACAUAACAAUUUUCAUUUUCUUGGCUGGGCAAAUUUUGUUCGGACAUUUCAUUUCAUAUGCCUCGUUCGCCAGAUGAUGAUGUAUGAUUUUUUGCCUACAAAAUUUAUUUUAUAUGCCGUCAAUUUUGUAUAAAUACUUCUUUUUGUCAAUUUUUUUCAGUUUAUACAUGCACUCAUCGACAAACUAUGCAUGUACCUAUAGCUUGGUUUGUUUUUUUCUUUCAUUCUAGGAAAUAAACAAGCUUUAUUUUACAAAAUCAAUUAUAAUACCUGUUAAAUAAAUUUACAAUAAAUAAAUAAAUUCAAAAAGUAUAAUACAAUUUCAUGAAAUCUAAUUCAAUUCAACAUAAAACAUGCAAAAUUCUCAAAGUAAGCCAAUAUAUUUUGUCGUCCGCUACUACGGAGACAACCUUCUUCAUGAGAGGACAAAAAAUAAUGAAAAAACUGCACUUCCAAAAGAAAAAAAACACAUCUGUCAAAUUCAAUGUUAGACAAUCGUGUUCAGACAAAAUCGAAGACACGGUUGUCUAAUGUCGUUUUCUAUUGACGAAUCUCAGAAUGAGAUUUUUGAAUUUGACAGCUGAAAGGGGGGGGGGGGGUGAAGAGGGGAAAUAGUGGACAAAUCUCAGAUUUCAUGAUCUAUUUGCGUCUUGAGAUUCCAAAAAAAAGACAAAAAAAUGAAUCUGAGAUUCAAGAAUCUGAUUCUGGAUUUUUAUCAAGAUUCACGCAUACAAACACACGCACUUUCACACACACUCCUCUGUUUGACAUUUGUCUGAACAUUUGUUGUUGUUUUAUUUUUUUUAUACGCACAGAUUUCGCACACAAUUACAAAACUAGAUUUCAUAUUCUAUUUGCAGUGGAAAAUCUGAGAAUUUUACACAAAAACGACAUUAUGUCGUUUUCUAUUGACUUUUGACCUUUCAGCUGUCAAAUUCACAAAUCUCAUUCUGAGAUUCGUCAAUAGAAAACGACAUAACAUUGAAUCAUAACAAGAAAUGGCGAGCCUCCACAAGACAUUCCUUGUUAAGACACGUCAACAUGACAAAAAUUAUCUCCUGUGGAGGCGGCCUUUAUGGCGAGCCUCCACAAGACAUUCCUUGCUAAGACACGUCAACAUGACAAAAAUUAUCUCCUGUGGAGGCGGUCUUUAAAGAAAGCAAGCAAAAGUUCAACCAGACUCAACUUUUGCUCGCUUUCUGACAGGCCGCCUCCACAAGAGAUAAUUUUUGUCAUGUUGACGUGUCUUAACAAGAAAUGUCUUGUGGAGGCUCGCCAUUUCUUGUUAUGAUUCAAUGUUAGACAACCGUGUCUUCGAUUUUGUCUGAACACGAUUGUCUAACAUUGAAUUUGACAGAUGUGUUUUUUUCUUUUGGAACUGCAGUUUUUUCAUUAUUUUUUGUCCUCUCAUGAAGAAGGUUGUCUCCGUAGUAGCGGACGACAAAAUAUAUUUGUUUGUUUUGCGAAUUUUUGCAUGUUUUAUGUUGAAAUGAAUUAGAUUUCAUGAAAUGGUAUAUACUUUUUGAAUUUAUUUAUUUAUGUUGAAUUUAUUUGAUUUUUAUAAAAAUAAAUUGUUAAUUUUUUGGAAGGCAAAUAAAAAACACACCAAGCAAUGGGUACAUGUAUAAAUUUAAAAAAAUUAAAAAAAAGAAGUAUUCAUACAAAAUUGACCAGUAAAGGCACUAGUAUCCGGACAGUUAAGGUACUUUUGAACUUUGACGUCGAAUAGUUUUAUUGCUGUUCAAGCUAUAGCAAAUAUUUUGGUAUUUUCUUAAAGUUUGGCAUUUUUGUAAUAAUGUUACAUUCACAUAAUUUUUAAAUAAAACAUUUUAAUAUUUAAAAAUAAAAAUAAAAAAAAAAAGUUCGAUUUGCACUAGUGUCCGGACGCAAAAUUUAGUUUCCGGACAAAUUUAUUUCAGUAUCCGGACACGAUAAUUUUGUAUGAAUUUAUGGUUCUUUUUUCUUUUUUAUGAAAUAAAACAUCUUUUGUUUUUGAAAAAAAUAUGAACAUAUAACUUUAAUAUACAAAAAAAUUUAUUAAACAAAUUAAUUGUUGAAAGAAAACUGUUUGGUAGGUACUUUUAAAGAGUAAAAUUGUUUUUAAUAAAAGUUAUCACUAAGAAAUCAACAAAAAGGAUACACUUACAGCUUAUAUUUGUUAAAAGAAUUAAUAAUUCAUUUUAGUUUAAAAAAAAAUCCUAUAAGAACUUUUUUUAUUGGGUACCUACAAAACAAACGAAAAUUAGUUCUUAUAAUAAGGGUAACAAUCCACUUUUCUUUAUAAACUUUUCGUUAAAACAAUUAUAAAUAAGGACGUUUAUGUUAAAACGAGGUUCUUGGGAUGAAAUUGAAACUUCGUUCGGAACCGAAGGAAUUGUCAAAAUUGGUAGGCUUGGAGAUAGAUUGAAGCACGGAACAAAUAUUUCCAGAAUUCAUAUUUACUGAAGGUGACAACAAAAUUUAGGGGUCCUAAUUCCUCAAUAACAUCACAUUGCUUCAUUUGGUGAAAGUGGUGAAAAAUUCAGUUCGGAAGUGCUUGAACUAAAUCCAAUCAUGAAUUAUUGUUAUCUCUCAAACAGAUUAGGGGGGGUUUAAAGACACUAACAUUGACAGCAUGAUGUGAGUUGUGUUCGGUGGCAAUGCGUACAAAAAAACUAGAUUUUUGGAACAAAAUUCACCCAACUUUAGUGUUAAAUGUGACUUAUGUCCAUCACACGAUGUUCCACUUUUUCAUCAAGCAAGCGUUUGUGUCCGCAGUUUGCAACAUAAUUGAAAAAGGUUUCGCUACUCAGCCUAAGGAGGCUACACAGAGAAAAUAACGAAGGGAUAACUUAACUUCUGGUAUAUUUAACUUUAUUUCUGGUAUAUUUAACUUUAUUUCUGGUACAUUUAACUAGUUUCUAAUAUAAUUAACUAUAUUAUGAUUAAAUAAACCAGAAUUAAAGUUUUCCCUGGCGUUAUGUUUUCUCCGUGAUAUAAUUUUGCUAGUCUUUGGAUAGACACAAAAACUGGUUUCAUCGCCAUUUAAUAUCAUACUCGAGUCAUAAAUGGAAAUAUGUUCCUGGUCAAUACUUUUCAAAUAAUUUUAGAGCUAUUCAAACUAUUUUAUAAUGCUCUCUUGUCUAAAAACUGCUGUUCCUUGCCUACUAAUGUUUUCAGCUUCUCUCAAAGCUAGAAUUGGAUUUAUAUAAAUCCUUGUAUCCUCUAUGGUCUUUGAUAUGUUUUUUGAAUUAAUUCCUUAUAAGAUAGCAAGUUUAAAAGUACAAAAACACUUAAAAUUACAUUAAAAACAAGGGUGUCCGGAAACUGAAUCUAGUUUUUCAGUAUCCGGACACACAUAUUUUAACUUAGGAAACCCUGUCGGAAUACUGAAACAUUGAGAGAGAAAUGCAAUUCUUUUGCAUUAAAACCCAAAAUAUGUUCGAAACUACAAUUUAAAAGCCUAAAUAAGCGAUUUUUCCUUUUUCCUUAUAUUUUCAGUAUCCGGACACUGUGUCCGGGAACUAAAAAAAGUCUUAAAUAUUAGUUUUAGUAUCCGGACACUAAAAAAUAUAAUAAUAAAAAAACUUUUUGACUAUUUUAUUAAUAAAUUAUCAAAAUGUAUCAUAUUUACUCAAAACAAACAAUUUCCUUUUAUAAUAAAAUUAAUAAACAUGUCCGAGUUUUCUUAGUUUUUGCAAAUGCUUCCACUAAUUUUUUCUUACAAAAAAUCAUUUUCACAAUCUCAACCCUGAUGUCGGACACUUAACUGAAGUAUAUCUCUUAAACCCGUCAGGUAAUCUGCUUGAAACUUUGCAUUUAUAUGUGAAAUACAUCAGAGAAAGUAUAUUUGUGGUUAUAUUUGAAGUUUUUAGGAUGAUUUACCUAUUAUACGCAAAAAUAUCACAAAGUGUCCGGAUACUAACACUGUCCGGAUACUGGUGCCUUUACCCCAUAUAAAAUAAAUUUUGUCCGCAAAAAAACAUACAUCAUCCUCUGGCGAACGAAGCAUAUGAAAUGAACUGUCCGAACAAAAUUUGCCCAGCCAAGAAAAAAAAAUGGUUAUGUUGUAGAUGUUAGACAUUGAGUUAGAGAAAAAUAUCUCCUGUGGAGGCGGGGUGUGACCAUGGUAUAAAAAGAGAAGGUAUGAUCAUUACAAAAAACUCAGUAUCGAGAAAUGUCAAAACUUAUGGCUACUUAAGGUUUUGACAGCCCAGUCUAUUGAAAUUGUUGUUGUAAACAAAUUUGUCUUGGAAAUUGCUGUUGCUUUUGACUUUGCCAAAUGCCAAACGUCAAAACCUUAUUACCCCAUUUUGUAAGAUGGCGGCUCUAAUGAUCAUAGCUUGUCUUUUUAUACCAUGAGGUGUGACAUUCAUCAAACAUAGUAACAGUCACCCACAUAAUUAUUGGGCCAAAUGUGAAUAAAAAAAAAUAAAUUAUUACAAAACUAGGUGUGUUUUUUUGUUUCUCUAUUUACGUAUUAAAAACAACAAUAAUUUAAUGAUGUUUUAGACAGAGUUUUAAUGUUUGUUCUGUUUAAAAACCAAUUUAUUUUGAUUGGUUUUGUUUUUAUAACUAUAGGAUUAAAGAAUAAACAAAUUUCUUCGUAUUUUUUAAACACAAUAAUAUCCUUCUUCAUUUUUCCAUAUUUAAAUCAAGAUAAAGACUUGGCCCAAUAAUUUGUAAGUGACUGUGUUUUUUUAUGUGACAGCGGAUUUCAUGUUUCAAUCACCUGUUCGAAGUCAAAGUGACAGUAGCGCGCCUUGAGGAUUUCUCAACGUAACGCGACGACGCGUCUGGCAAAGCGUGAUUGCUAAUGCUUUAAGCUACAAAAAAAAUUUGUUUUUGUUGUUUUUUCUUGUUGAAAUUAACUUCAAAUUAAACUACUUGAAAGGAAAUCAUUAAUUCAGAAACAAGCACUUAUUAUUUUUAUUUUGAUUGUACUCAAUUUUAUACUUUCACAAUGUGAUUUUAAUUAUUCAAACCUGUUUUAUGAUGUUCUCUUAGAGAUUCAAUAUAUUUGUAUUUUUUUAAUGUUUAGUAAAAUAUCUUGUAAAAGUACUAUAAAAGAAUUAAAUAAAAAACGCCACUUUCUUCAAAUUGUUAACUUGUAAAGCCUUUUUUUUGUCAUAUGAUUUAAUGUAUAGUCGAAACAUACAAUUUUGCAAUUUUUAAAAGCUUUUCAGGGUGGAAUCGGCUAAGGUGAUUGUUGAUCAUCACAAUAAGUACUUUUGCUCCACGUAAGGUGAUUAUCAAAGUGACGAUCAACUUUUUGUUAUGGACUGUGGGUGACAGGUAUUUAUGUGUCACUUUCUAUUUGUAUUGCAAUCCUCAAAGGCGAACUCCAUUAUAUUAAAAAAUAAUACCAACAUUUUAGUUCGUUGAGUAAAAUAUGGUUUCUUGUGAAGAGAAAAUAUAAAAUAUUUAAUAUUUAUUAAGAAAUAAAUAAAUAAAAAAAAAAACAAAAUUGGUUUUUUUUGGCACCGGUUGGGAUCGAACCUCGGUCUUCCCCAUGUGACGUGUGAGUCGAAUACUCAUCGAAAUCUCUGCACUUGUAUGGUUUUGAUGAUCACUUCAAAGCAGAAACACAAUCACGCUUUGCCGUCGAUUUUGAAAACUGCCAAAGUUUCAACCAUACGAAAUCUGUCUAACCUCUCACAAUGAAGCUUUUUCUACGUUCGCUUUUUUGACAAACGUAAGAAAAAAAAAAAAAAAAAACAAAAUUGUUUUUUUUUGGCACCGGUUGGGAUCGAACCUCGGUCUUCCCCAUGUGACGUGUGAGUCGAAUACUCAUCGAAAUCUCUGCACUUGUAUGGUUUUGAUGAUCACUUUAAAGCAGAAACACAAUCACGCUUUGCCGUCGAUUUUGAAAACUGCCAAAGUUUCAACCAUACGAAAUCUGUCUAACCUCUCACAAUGAAGCUUUUUCUACGUUCGCUUUUUUGACAAACGUAAGAAAGCGAGCAAAAGUUCAACCAGACUCAACUUUUGCUCGCUUUCUGACUUUCAUCAGACAUAGCCUUUCAAGCAAGAAAACGGAGUUCAGAAAAGACACCCCCGACCGAGAAAAACGGGGUUGCACUCACACACUUGCAAACUUUUUGUGUAUGAACACAAAGUCGAAGGAGAAAUCGUGGUGAAAAAACCAAUACAUAUAAAAUCGGCUCCGCGGUUAUUAUAAUUUCCAUACUAAUUUGAGCCGCCUUAGGACCCGUUUCGUAGUCGGAGUGGAACUCAGCUCCGCCUGAGGCAGAGCGGAUUCUGACCGAGGUCGGACUCGUUUGCUUGAAGGGGAGGAUUUCUCAACGUAACGCGACGACGCGUCUGGAAAAGCGUAAUUGUGUGUCUGCUUUUACUAAGAGCAAAGAAUAGGUCUGUUUGGGUACUGCCUAAAACAGAAAUAUUUCUACUUUUUUCAACAUGGCGAUGUGGUUUUUUUCUUGUUUUUUUUUUAUUUAUUUCGUUUAGUGGUGUAAUACUCAAAAAAAAUUAAUAUUUUAUAAACAAAAUAAUAAAAAAAGUGUUUCAAUAACAACAGUUUUUAAUAUUUUUCAUUUCUUGUUUUUCGCUGGCUGAGAAUUAUAGGGUUUUAUGUCAACUCCCCUUUGUUUUUUGAGAAAAUCGAUUUCAAAGUUUUUUAAGGCUGGUUUUUGGAUAAAAUAGUUACAUGGCAGUAAAGUAUUGAUGCAAUCUUAUAAAUGACCCUAAAAAAGUCAUAAAACCAUGAAAAAACAUUAAUUUCACCACAAAAAAGGAUUUUAUAAGCAUUUUAAAAAAAUGACACAGAACCUUUUUAUGAGAAAGUUUGCAAAUUGAUUGAUUAAUUUGCCUUCUAUACAGUAAAAAUUAGAGAUGCCGCGAACAUUCGGCCACUAUUCGGUAUUCGGCCUAUUUUUCUGGUAUUCGGCCGAAUAGUUUAACUAUUCGGCCGAAUACCGAAUACCAAAUGGAGGAGAAAAAAGUCAUAAAUUAUUAUUAGGUGUGUUUUUUAUUACCACCGGGCUUAACUGGACAAAAAAAACGCAUCGGGGCUUAACCUAAAAUCUUGGCAGCACUGUCCAUUGAAUGUUCCGAAAACAGCAGACACAACAAAAACUAAGAGUUGUCAUAUUUUUCGCUUUCGGGUUUUUCUUGUAUUUUUCAUGUUUGUUUGACAAAGAGAUACAAAAAUGUUAACUAGUUAAAUACAUUUUGUCAUUUCGAAAGUCAUUUUUCACGUUUGUUAACAAAUUCUAAACAAUUUAUGAAAAAAUUUCUUUGGUAGCACAGAUUUAAAACUGUUCAAAAAGUUAAGCCCAGAGAAAUCUCCGGGCUAAACAACUAAGCCCAAGGGGCUAAGGUGUUGUUGUAUUUAACAUGUAAAUUGUUUAGCCCAGACUACGUUUUUUUUGUCCAAUUAACACCGGUUGUAAUAAAAAACACACCUAUUAUACCAAAAUGUGUGUUUUAUUAAAAAAUUAUAAUUUUAGUACUUACCUAUAAUCUACUAAAGGCAAGUUGUGGUGAAUGAAAACUAUUUGUUCCGCAUUUGUUGGUAGUAAACGAUUACGUUUAUUUUCGUAGACUAUUCCUGCUUCGAAAAAUAGUCUUUCGCUGUAAACACUUUUCCCAGGAGAAGAAAGGUAGACUUUAGCAAAUGUUGUCAAAAUAUGAAAUUUUGUAGUAUGUGUUGACCACCACUUGUAUGGGUUCGCCGUUCGAUCUUGGCGAACAGGCCUAAUAAGAGUGACCGCAACUCCCAUAGAAAAAAAUUUUUGUCGAAUUUUUUUCGGGGGAACCCCAUAAAAUGUUCUGCCUUUGCAGAUUUUUAGAUAGCCAAAAUUUCAGCUCGAUUGGAUAGGUCUAAAUGGUGCCGACACUCGCUCAAAGUAUCAAAAAUCUCUGUUUUUUCACUGUUUUUCGAAGAAAAUUAGCUCUAGCUCCCAAACAGAUGGGGUUAUUUUCACUUUUUAUAUAUUUUUAUAUAUUAUAUAUUAAAUUAUGUGUUGUUACACAUAAUUCAGACGCUAAAUUUGUUUAGUUUCACUAAAGAAAAAAAAUAUUGUCAUCAAUUUAAAUUUUCAGUACUUACCUCAAAAAGCGCUGAAGUGCAAACUCGAUUUAAAAUGAAACUUUCUAUGUUAUAGAUUGAUGUAAGGUACCUAAUCGAAAUGCUUGUCGUAUAAUAUAUAAAAAUAUACAGGGUGUCCGGUAGAAAAUGGAUAAGCCUGAAAUGGUUGAUAGGUGCACUUUUUACUGUUCUGAAACCGAAUAGAAAAAGUUUCUAUCGCAACCAGUUUAGAAAAUAUUAGCUUUUUUUCGUUCAGUGUACUUUAAAUUUCAUCAUCUUACGUUUUAUUUAACCACAACCACGAAUGAAUGAAUUUUAUAAAUUUCUUAUUUUUAUAAUUUUCUACAACAAUUGGCUCACUACAUAAGAAGUUAAAAAAUUUUAAAACUGUUGCAUCUUUUCUUUAAAAAAUUUUUGAAAUUUGUUUUUCAAUGCAAAAUGUGAAAAAAAAAUUUUUAUGAAAAUUUUCAAACACCUGUGGUAUAAAAAAAAUCCAUAGGAACGUAGGUGGCCAACUUUUUUAAAAAUAUGCACGUCCAAGGAGGAUUGCAGAAUGGUUAAAAUUUUUUAUCAAAUCUAGAGUUACUAGGAAGUUAUUGGUACCAAAGUGCAAAAAUAGCUUAUUAAUUUAAUAAAUUAUUUUAACUGUAAGAUCUUAAGUUUUUCACAUUGCUGCCACAAAUGCAUGGAUUCCAUCAGUUUUUUUAAUCAGUCAUAUUUUACAAUAAUUCUUCUUACACAUAACUAUUAAAAAAGCGUUAUAACCGUUGGACAAUGGCUAUAAAAAAAAUAAUUUAACUUUUUUUUUAAUGCGAGGUAGAAAAAAAUAUUUGUUUGCUCAGUUUGAGCAUGGGAAUGCAAUUGUGCAUCGGGACAGCUUGUUUUGAGUUUUGACUUCUUAAUGAUCUCGUUUUAAAGAAAAAUUGAGAUUUUCGGCCCAAUGCAACCUCAUUAAAAAUGUUGCAAUGUUUUCGAAUUUGUGUUCAAUUCCCAAUCUUAUUGGGCUACGAAAAACGUCCAAUAUUUGUUAGAUGCAAUUUAAUUUACAGUUAAUAUUGUGAGCCACUUCUUAUUUUAUCUUUUAAACUGGUUAUUAGCAAAUUAACAAACAAAUAUUUUUUUCUACUUUGCAUUAAAAAAAAGUUAAAUUAUUUUUUUGUAGCCAUUGUUCAACGGUUCUAACGCUUUUUUAAUAGUUAUGUGUAAGAAGAAUUAUUGUAAAAUAUGACUGAUUAAAAAAACUGAUGGAAUCCAUGCAUUUGUGGCAGCAAUGUGAAAAACUUAAGAUCUUACAGUUAAAAUAAUUUAUUAAAUUAAUAGGCUUUUUUUGCACUUAGGUACUAAUAACUUCCUAGUAACUCUAGGUUUGAUAAAAAAUUUUACCAUUCUGCAAUCCCCCUUGGACGCGCAUAUUUUUAAAAAAGUUGGCCACCUACGUUCCUAUGGAUUUUUUUUAUACCACAGGUGUUUGAAAAUUUUCAUAAAAAUUUUUAUUCACAUUUUGCAUUGAAAAACAAAUUUCAAAAUUUUUUUAAAGAAAAGAUGCAAUAGUUUUAAAAUUUUUUAACUUCUUAUGUAGUGAGCCAAUUGUUGUAGAAAAUUAUAAAAAUAAGAAAUUUAUAAAAUUCAUUCAUUCGUGGUUGUGGUUAAAUAAAACGUAAGAUGAUGAAAUUUAAAGUACACUGAACGAAAAAAAGCUAAUAUUUUCUAAACUGGUUGCGAUAGAAACUUUUUCUAUUCGGUUUCAGAACAGUAAAAAGUGCACCUAUCAACCAUUUCAGGCUUAUCCAUUUUCUACCGGACACCCUGUAUAAUAAUUAUAUCAACAAUAGAAUCACAGAGUAAAAUUGACAAAUUGACAAGACAAACUUCUAGUAGUACUAGUUAUAGAAAAUAGUACUGAUGAAGAGCAGGCAGCAGCUGUGUAUGAAAUGAUGGAACAAUGGGGAGUUUCGAAUGCUGUAAAAGCAAUGUGUUUUGACACCACUGCUUCAAACACUGGAAGAGUGAAAGGAUCUUGCAACAUUUUGCAUUAAAUGUUGGAUGAAGAGUUGCUGUACCUGGCCUGUCGUCACCAUAUUCUUGAAGUUUUGCUAAGAGGUAUUUUUCAUUGUAAGUUGGGUUCAACUGGACCUCAACCAGAUAUUUUUAAAAGGUUUCAAAAUGAAUGGUCAAAAAUAGAUUCAAAAAUAUAUCACACGGGUAUCAGUGAUAAAAAUGUAAAUAAACACCUAACCCCUGAAGUUAUAACCCAGAUAUCAGGUGAAUUAAAGGAAAAACUACAAGAAUGUCAGCCUAGAAAUGAUUAUAAGGAAUUUCUUCAGUUGGUUUUGGUUUUUGUUGGAGUUCUAGAUGGAAGCGUAGUUGGAUUCAGAACACCAGGAGCCACUCAUCAUGCUAGGUGGAUGGCCAAAGCUAUUUAUAGUUUAAAAAUAUUCAUGUUUUGAAGCCAGUUUAAAAUAAGUAACGAGGAACGAAAUUCUCUCGGUGAUAUCUGCGUUUUCAUCGUAAAAAUUUACUGCAAGGCUUGGUUUAAUGCCCGAAGAGCUUAUGUGGCUCCUAAACAAAAUUUUGAUCUUGCAUUGAAUACCGCAAGAUUGACAAAGACAUUUUAGAGAAGACUCUUGCUUAAUUCUCAAACAAUUUAUGGUAUUUGAGUUCAGAGCUGCUAGGUCUGGCGUUCUUUGACCCAACUUUACCAGUCAGUGAGUGCCGAGAAUUGUAUCCUGAUGCUUAUAAAACUACUUUAAGUAAAUCUCUUGAAAUUUUUUUAGUAUUUACUUCAUUAAUUAUGUAUAACAAAUGUAACAAGAUGUUAAAUAUUUUGUUUUUUAAAAAAUCUGUUGGAUGUUUCGUAUUUUUUUAACAGUAAAAAAAAAAUGUCAUUUUAAAUCGAGUUUGCUCUUUUUGAAGUAAGUACUAAAAAUUUAAAUUGAUGACAAUAUCUUUUUUUUUUAGUAAAACUAAACAAAUUAAGCAUCUGAAUUAUGUGUAACAACACUACCCUUAAUUUAAUAUAUAAAAAGUGAAAAUAACCCCAUCUGUUUGGGAGCUAGAGCUAAUUUUCUUCGAAAAACAGUGAAAAAACAGAGAUUUUUGAUACUUUGAGCGAGUGUCGGCACCAUUUAGACUUAAGGCAUAACUACAUACACCACUUUUUGAAAAAGUAAAAAAGUGUAAAGAUUUUUAUUCUAGCUAUCGCAAUUGUUUUUUGAUAAAGAGUGUACAAAUUGUUUUUUAGAGAAAAAAAAUAAGCUUUCUGCAUCAUUUAUUUUAAUUGUUCAUCCCGAAAAACUAUACGGAAAUGCGUUUGAAAAUUUUCACUUUUGUACUUUUUCACUUUUUGAGCCACUGUAGUUAAGGCUUUAUCCAAUCAAGCUGAAAUUUUGGCUAUCUAAAAAUCUGCAAAGGCGGAACAUUUUAUGGGGUUCCCCCUACCAAAUUUCGAAAAUCGAUUUCUUGCGGUCACUCUAGUCCUCAUAUACAAUUCGAUUUUAGAUGUCUACCUUCUUUGCAGUAGUAGGUAGUGUGUUCAGACAUUUAUCUUAAAAGUAGUUCAGUUAUUCAUCGUUACAAUACGAUGUUGUUGGGAUUUUUUUAAGUCACAUCUAUUCUUGAGACAAAGUAUAAAAUUUUUGAAAUUACCAAUGUUUUUUUCUGAGUGUCCUUGGCCGAAUAUUCGGCGGCCGAAUAUUUGGUAUUCGGCCGAGGAGCGUGGCCGAAUAUUCGGUAUUCGGCCAAAUAAAUGAUCGCGGCAUCUCUAGUAAAAAUACAGCCAAUUGCGUUUUAAUUAUUUGCAAGAAUACCACAAACAACAAAUUCGCUUUAAAAAAUUUACUUUUCGUUUUGAUUCUUAUUAUUACACUUACCUACUUCAAGCUUUUAACCCCUUGUAACCCAACAUCGUAAAUUUUAAAAUUAAUAAUGUCAAUCGAAAGAGCUUUAGCUAUAAUAAAACGUGUAUUUUUUAAAAAUUCAAUAAACUCAUUAUUUGCUUAGUUAUUUCGAAAUUUACGCAGUAAAAAAAAAAGUUUAAAUAAUUUAUUUUUGUAUAUAAAUGCAAAAAUUCAAACAAAAAGCUAUCUAAUAUUUAUUUUUAGGCGCAUUCCUAAAAUCCAAAAAUAAAACCCCGUUAGUUUAUGCACGAAAAAUAUUUUUUCUGAAUUUCGUAGUUUUUACAUAAAUUUGCUUGUUUUCCAAAAAAGCCAAACUUUCAACAUUAACUGCCAAUUAAAAACUAUUGGUGCUAUUUAUUAGAAAUAUGGUGCAUUAUUUCGAUAAAGCAAUUCUUAAAGAUUAUGUAAGAAGCUUUAAAAGAAUAAAAAUAUGUUUUUCACAGCUUUUGGGCGAUCUUUUUCGGUUUGUUACAGAAAUGUCACAUGGGGCUACAAGGGGUUAAUAAUUCCAUUAUAAAAGAAGAAUAAAUAACACUGGCCAUAAAUUUGCAACUUUUCAAAAUUUUCCAGAAAGAUUUAUAUUGUAACGAUGAAUUACUGAACUACUUUUAAGAUAAAAGUCUGAACACACUACCUACUACUGCAAAGGUAGAAAUGUGAACGGACCUUUAGUAAUUAAGAAAAUAUCCCACUGAACACAUCUCAAAAUAUCCCACUGAACACAUCUAAAAAUAUCCCACUGAACACAUCUAAAAAUAUCCCACUAGACUGGAAGUAUGAAGUGCCCUUCCUGGAAAGGAAGUUUCGAGAGGCAGGGACGAGAGCCUUCGAGGACGUUCUCGAGUCUCGAGAUUCCGGUAUAAAAGGGCAACGUAGACACCGACCGGAUACAGUUUGAUUUAUAAAGUGAAAGAGUGCAGUACAAAGUGAAAUAAAAUGUUGGAAAUUGUUAGUAGUAAAUAAAGUGAUUUAAAAGUGUGUUUCUUUGAGCGAAUAAUAAAAGUUAAUUGAGUUGAAAUAAAGUGUGUUCUUAUUUGAACGGAAAGAUAAGUGGAAAUUAAAUAAACAAAAAUAAGUUUUAUUUUGAACCCGGAAUAAAACAUUACAAUAUUAAUUUUAUAGAUCAAAUUAUAUUGGUUUCUUCCUAGCAGCUCUAGUUUUUUAAAUUUUUAAUUUUUUCAUAUUUGGGGAAUAUUCAUAGGUAGGUACUAAUUUUUCAGUUUUCCUUAUUUUGAGCGUUUAUUCGAAUUUUCCAGAAAAAUUUAUAUUAACCUUAAUGUAUUAAUAUUAAGGGUCAGUUAAUUUAAAAAUCACAUUCAUUUAUUUCUAGGAGCUCUAUUUUUUGAAAUAUUUAAGUAUUCCACAUUUUGGGGGUAAUUUCGUACUAAUUUUAAAGUUAUGCUUAUUUUAAAUGUUUGUUAAGAUUUUCAAAAAAUUUUUUUGUCGAACCUAUUGCAUUUGGGCUCACUAAAAAAACAUUAAAUUCAGUAAGUAAAAUAAAAAAAAACAAGAAAAAAAUUUUUAACAUAAAAAAAAAUUUAACAAAAAAAUUAUAGUUUUUUGAACAACAACAAAAUCUUGAAGGUGCUACCACCAAGUGUUUAUGGCUAGAGUUACAGUACUAUACCAAUCCGAUCAUCAGACUCGUUUAUUCCUUUAUUGUGUGUGUGCUUAGUCUAGUAAUUUUUUAUUUAAGGGGUAAUAACACCUUGUAAACCAUGAAAUCAAGCGUCAUAUUCAUCAGCGUAUAAAACAAAGAAGAAAUAUUAUUUUCUUUUGGUAUUUGUUUAGUUUAAUUGAGUAUAUUAAUAGGUAACAGAAUAGGCAAAUGUUAAAUUUUUUAAUGAUGUGAAAUUUUUUAAAUGGCGGUGUAGUUCAGCAUGAUAGUAAAAUCCUGUGCUCCCAUCGGGCGACCUACUAACUCCUACAGUUUUUAACCGAUUGGGCUGAAACUUUGUGUGGAGCUUAAAAAUACUAUUCUCUAGUGAAGUACGUAGGAUUUUUUUGAAAUAUUAAUUUUUAAAGAAAUGGCAUUAGUUUGAAAAAAUUAUUUCAUUCCAAAAACAAAAUUCGUUGAAAAAAAGACCAUAAAAUCGUUAAAUUUUAAUAUUUCAAAAAAAUCCUACGUACUUCACUAGAGAAUAGUUAUUGUAAGCUCCACAAUAACUAUUCUCUAGUUCAGCCCAAUCGGUUAAAAACUGUAGGAGUUAGUAGGUCGCCCGAUGGGAGCACAGGAUUUUACUAUCAUGCUGAACUACACCGCCAUUUAAAAAAUUUCACAUCAUUAAAAAAUUUAACAUUAGCCUAUUCUGUUACCUAUUAAUAUACUUAAUUAAACUAAACAAACACCAAAAGAAAAUAAUAUUUCUUCUUUGUUUUAUACGCUGAUGAAUAUGACGCUCGAUUUCAUGGUUUACAAGGUGUUAUUACCCCUUAAUUUGAAAAACUUUUUCCGUCACAAAUUUUCAAAUUAAAUGAAAAAUUACUAGACUAAGCACCACACACAAAUGGAAUAAAGGAUUCUGAUUAUCGGAUUGGUAUCCGUGAAACAGUACUGUAACUCUAUCCAUAAACACUUGGUCUCUUAGCAGAAAUACACAAAGGAGAUGGGAAACUUUAGUACGUUUUACCCCCCAAAACCCAUUUUCCUAAAAUUGUUUUUGUAAUUUGAACCGUGUCUGUGAAUAAAUGUGAAAAGCAACAACAAAGUGAUGAGGUGAAAAACGAGGUGAGUUUCUUUUAUUUUGACAGUUCUAUUUUUUUUUCUCUGAAAUUAAAAUUUUCGAUAAGAAAAGUCUAAGAAUAAGAAGUACAGGAAUGGGUGUACAUUAGGGCGUUCGUUAUUUAGGUUUUUUUCGAGAAUCAAGUUCCUAAGUGGAAAAACUGUUUCUAAAUACAAAAAAAAAAGACCCAUAAAUUUUUCAGAUUUUUAUUUUGACACUAGAUGGCGCCCCAAGAGGGUUAAAGUUUUUUAACAUUUGAAAUAGGUAUGGUAUAGGUAUUUUUUUUAGAUAUAGACUUUAAUCAAAAUUUUUUGAUGAGGUCCUUGUCUACGUUAAACAACGUUUUCAAAAAGGUAUAGAUCAUUUUUCUAGGACCAGGGGUUUAGUCAGGGCAUGCAUGGCUUUGUUGGAUUUUAUAUUAUUUUUCAUGCUACUCAUAUGCUUGUUUUCGUAAAAUAUGCUUGGUUUUAUAAAUCCAAAUGCAUGCCCUGACUAAACCCCUGGUCCUAGAAAAAUGAUCUAUACCUUUUUCUAUACCAUACCUAUUUCAAAUGUUAAAAAACUUUAACCCUCUUGGGGCGCCAUCUAGUGUCAAAAUAAAAAUCUGAAAAAAUUUAUGGGUCGUUUUUUUUUGUAUUUAGAAACAGUUUUUCCACUUAGGAACUUGAUCUAAAAAUAACGAACGCCCUAGUGUACAUAUAUCACUUUUAUAGUGCAGGAUAGCGUCCCUUCAAGCAAGAAAACUGAGUUCAACAAAGAAACUCCGACCUCAGACCGCGAAAAUCGGGGUUGCACUCACACACUUGCAACUUUUUGUGUAUGAACACAAAAGUCGAACGAGAAUCGUGGUGAAAAAUGAGAAAAGGAAAAGAAAGACAAUUGCCUUAAGGCCAACAAGAGCCAAAGCGUCAUUUUGUUAUUUUUUGUUGAAGUGUUUGGUCGCGUCGUGUUUCCCUUCAAGCAAGAAAACUGAGUUCAACAAAGAAACUCAGACCGCGAAAAUCGGGGUUGCACUCACACACUUGCAACUUUUUGUGUAUGAACACAAAAGUCGAACGAGAAUUGUGGUGAAAAAUGAGAAAAGGAAAAGAAAGACAAGGCCAACAAGAGCCAAAGCGUCAUUUUGUUAUUUUUUGUUGAAGUGUUUGGUCGCGUCGUGUCUCGUGUCGUUGUUUGUCAAAUUCUUGAAGUCAAAGAUAAAGUACAUAAUAUUGCUCCAUGUGAUGAUGAAUCGGAUAGUAAAUAGAAUCGGAUAGAAUGUGCAGCAACAAUCUGCACAUUCUCAAAAACCACCCGGCCGAGUGCACCACAUGCAAACCCAAUUUACAUUGGGAAAAAAAACAACCCCUUUACCCGAAGGUACACCAAUGCAUCCGGAUGUGAUGCGAAUGACUGGGAAUCGACAGCAGGUAUUUAAUAACAUUAAUAUAUCUCCUGAUCAUUUAUUUUUAAAUCAAUAUUUUUCUAGAGCAUAACGAAUCAGCAGGAGAUAUCAACAAAGGAAUCCACCGUGUAUUCACUAAUUGGUGGGAAUACUGGACAUCCAAAAGUGCACAAACAACAGCAGCAACAACAAAUAAAAAGAUUUAUUUUAUUUAAUAUUUAUUUUAAUUGUAUUUAUUGUAAUUUCUUGUUCUAAAAAAUAUUAAAAUAAAAAAAAACAAUUUCAGUAAACAAAAUUGAUAAACAGAGUUUUUUGUUUUGCUAGGAAUGUCAAACAUAUUCGAUACUCGAGUAUCGAUCGAUGUCAAAAUGCCGGACGUCAUUUGUUCCGACUUCGGCUCCGAUUUCUCGGAAUGGAGAUUUUCACCACACUAAUACAUAUGCAAUCGACUUCGCGGUGAUUAUAAUUUCCAUACUAAUUUGAGUCGCCUUCGGACCAGUUUCUGAUCUGAAAUCGGACUCAGCUCCGCCUCAGGCGGAGCGGAUUCGGACCGAGGUCGAACCUGUUUGCUUGAAGGGCUCGUGUCGUUGUUUGUCAAAUUCUUGAAGUCAAAGAUAAAGUACAUAAUAUUGCUCCAUGUGAUGAUGAAUCGGAUAGUAAAGCAAAUACAAGUGCUGGCACAACUCUACAUCCACCUAAACGUGAAGAAGUUCUAAAGAAAGUUAAAUAUGAAUAUGGAGGAGUCGAUAUAGAUUCCAUAUUGGCCCAAGAUGGAAUAACAGAUAUCAGAACGAAUUGGAGGUGUAUUAACGAUAAGCAUACCAAGUGAAGAUACGAUAAUUAAAAUUGAUGAAAACUCAAUGCAUAUUGUGUGUGGGGGUAAGCAGUCGAUGAGACUGAAAUUCACUAAGUGGAGGGAAUACUGGACAUCCAAAAGUGCACAAACAACAGGAGCAACAACAGAUAAAAAAUUUUAUUUUAUUUAAUAUUUAUUUUAAUAUUGUAUUUAUUGUAAUUUCUUGUUCUAAAAAACAUUUAAAUAAAAAAAAAACAAUUUCAGUGAACAAAAUUGAUAAACAGAGUUUUUUGUUUUGCUAGAAAUGUCAAACAUAUUCGAUACUCGAGUAUCGAUCGAUGUCGGAUAAAUUUUUUUAAACAUCAAUCGUAACGGUUUUUAUAAGAACUGUUUCUGUUCUUUAGGGAGUUUCACCAUUUCCUACAGGAAUUUUAACAAAGGUCAUAACUACAAAGUUUUAAGAAAAGAGCUUCAAGGUUGAUGCAGACUGAAGGACGGACGGACGAAAUAGGACUAGUCUGGUGCCGCCACCAUUUUUUCAUUUAAUUUUAUUUGUUUUUUUGACAACAUUACUUCGAAAAAUAAAUAAACUAUAACUCGUUUUUCUGAUAUUGGAUUCAAUGA
Molecule: messenger RNA, 31531 nt
Organism: Episyrphus balteatus (marmalade hoverfly)
Lineage: Eukaryota; Metazoa; Arthropoda; Insecta; Diptera; Syrphidae
Product: lysosomal-associated transmembrane protein 4B
Exons: 4
Coding region: 11266-12228 (320 amino acids)
Cellular component (GO): lysosomal membrane
Source: RefSeq, a predicted model, not a curated record